GACCCGCCGUCGCCGCCAUGUCGCAAGUGGCCGCGCACUGCAACCACUUCAGCAACGACAACAACAACAACACCAACAGCCAUGAGAGCGCCGAGGAGGCGGUGCUGGCCGCCGCCGCCACCAUCUACCGCUACCGGGCGCCCAUUGCCAGCCUGGACUGCAUGGAGGAGUUCGCCGGCACCAACGAGCACCUCACGGCCCUGGCUGGCGGCGGCCCGGGGGGAGGCGGCCUGGGUGGAGGCGGCGGGCUCAGCGGCGCGCUCGGCGGCGCGCUCGGCACCUCCACCAAGGAGCAGAUGCUGCUGGCGCGCGAGCCGCUGCUGUCCGGCUCGGCCCUCGUCGCUAGGCAGACCAACGUCACGCCCGGCCUGCGCUACCGCAACCUGGGCAAGAGCGGCCUGCGCGUCUCCAACGUCGGGCUGGGCACGUGGGUGACGUUCGGGCCCGGGGUGACGGAGACCGAGGCCGAGAACGUGGUGGUGCUGGCCUACGAGUCCGGCGUCAACCUGUUCGACGUGAGCGAGGCGCACUGUGGGCCGCGCGCCGAGGUGGAGCUUGGCCGCAUCCUGCAGCGUCGCCAGUGGAAGCGCUCGUCCUACGUCGUCUGCACCAAGAUCUACUGGAACACCAAGUCCGACGAGCGGGGGCUGUCCCGGAAGCACAUCAUCGAGUCCGUGAAGGCGUCGCUCGCGCGGCUGCAGCUCGCCUACAUCGACGUCGUCAUCAUCCACAAGGCCGACCCCAUGUGCCCCAUGGAGGAAAUCGUGCGGGCCAUGCACCACGUGGUGUGCCAGGGCUGGGCCAUGUACUGGGGCACGGCGCGCUGGACGCCCGGCGAGGUCAUGGAGGCCUACUCCAACUGCAGGCAGUUCAACUGCACCACCCCGGUGUGCGAGCAGGCCGAGUACCACCUGUUCUGCAGAGACAAGGCGGAGCUCUACAUGCCGGAGCUGUACAAUAAAAUCGGCGUUGGGCUGAUGGCCUGGUCGCCGUUGACCAUGGGACUCAUUUCGGGUAAAUUCGACGAAGCAGGGUUUCCUCUUAUAAGUAGAUCCUCUUUCAAGAGUAAACGCUCAUCCUACAGUUGGACUGAAGACGAAACAGGCGCUACAACUAAAGAAACGUACACGUGGAUCAAGGAGCGCCUGGAGCCGGAGGAGCUGCGGCGCCAGCAGGACCGGCAGCGCGAGAUCUCGCUGGUGGCGGAGCGGCUGGGCUGCACCGUGCCGCAGCUCGCCGUGGCCUGGUGCCUCAAGAACGAGAGCGUGCAGUGCCUGCUGCUGGGGGCCACCUCGCCCGCGCAGCUCUACGAGAGCAUCCAGAGCCUCCAGCUGGUGCCCAAGCUCAACGCCACCACCAUGACGGACCUGGAGCGCAUCCUGGACAACAAGCCCACCAGGCCCCCCAUCGUGUCCACCCUGGCGCUUAGAUGACAAACAGUCUGCCCCCCCGGGGGCGUCGGCGGCGUCUCUGGGGGGGCCUCCCCCAAAGACGAGGACAGCCGCGCCCUCGCGGAGGAGCAGACUUCCCAAACGGCCUCGAAAGGAGAAAACAAGUCCACCACGGACGAAAACGAAACGCGCUGUUUCCCGCUCCCGCAAAACGCAGGAUGCACCAACCUGGGCGGAGUGUCCUUCUGCACCAUACAGUGACGGCUCCCGGCCCCCGGCUCGCCCACCCGGCAGGCCGCGGGGCCCGCCGCUGCCUCCUCAGCAGCUGCAACCGCCGCAACCGCC
Molecule: messenger RNA, 1736 nt
Organism: Thrips palmi
Lineage: Eukaryota; Metazoa; Arthropoda; Insecta; Thysanoptera; Thripidae
Gene: Hk
Product: voltage-gated potassium channel subunit beta-2
Exons: 11
Coding region: 18-1433 (471 amino acids)
Biological process (GO): regulation of potassium ion transmembrane transport; potassium ion transport
Cellular component (GO): cytoplasm; voltage-gated potassium channel complex
Molecular function (GO): voltage-gated potassium channel activity; transmembrane transporter binding; potassium channel regulator activity
Source: RefSeq, a predicted model, not a curated record